Molecule: messenger RNA, 2786 nt
Organism: Daphnia magna
Lineage: Eukaryota; Metazoa; Arthropoda; Branchiopoda; Diplostraca; Daphniidae
Product: rho family-interacting cell polarization regulator 1
Exons: 8
Coding region: 757-2601 (614 amino acids)
Source: RefSeq, a predicted model, not a curated record
UAUGACUUUGCACAAAACUCCUUUGAAAGCCAGAGCGGCAGUUGCUUUCUCUUCCGAUAGAAUCUUCUCCCACGCGCUCAUUGGAAUUGAAGUCAGAUGCGAUCGGGCCUAUUGGACGUAGAAAUAAGUUUUCUUCAGUCGGCAGCGUUUGCCAUCAAUUUCAAAUCGUUUUGGAAAGAAGCGGCGAAGGUUGUUCGUUUUAAUGGUGACCCACCCCACGCCACAUCAACGCGGACCGUAGAAAGCGGCCGGUGUACGGGCAAGAUGUUGACGUGAAUCGAAAACAUGGCGGGAUCGGUUUUCGAACGCUCGAUGGUACGUGAAAACUUUUAGGAAUAUGUGCGCGUGUGUUAAUGAAAUGCGUGUCAUGGAAAUUCACAAAACCAUCAUGGGGAUGUGGGUUUUAUUGGCUGAACACAGCAUAUUUCUGUGGUUUUAUUUUGACCAACUCCUUAGUUCGAAGAGGUCCGAUAUCGUUUUCUAGAAGGAGGCCGAAAUUUAUGAAGCAAACAGAAAGAAGCUACACGAAUGGUUGACUAUAUUUACCUGUUGCGUGUGUGUUUGCAUAGCCUAUGAUACCCCAAAUAGGAUCUGUGGCCAUGAGAAAACAAAAGAGAAGAAGAAAAAAUAAAGCCAUUGCGCUCGAUCGUAAUGGCUCAGUCUCUGUCCAACCUCGGAUAGCAUUUGAAUAAGCAACUGCUCUCGUGACUCUUUUCAGUUGAUUCUUCUGUUUUAUUAUCGACCAUCAUUGGAACGAUGCGCCAAGCUUUUCUCUUAUUGCUUGGCUUCUGCCUUGGGAUCUCCUUUACUUGCGCAGGUUCUACAACGUAUUCGAGAGGCAGAGACAUGUUGAAAAAGGCGGUAAAGGAAUCGCCAAUAAAUGCAAACGGGGAUACGGAAUACACUGGACCUUAUCGUAGUCGUCAAUCCCAAACAGGAAAAACUAAAAACCGGAAAAAAGCAAAUGUCGUUCCACCGCCAAUUACCGUCCGUCCGCUAUACAUUUCACGUCGCAGUACCAGCACCAUCCGUCCGUCCAGUUCAUUCAUCGAUUGGUCUGAACACGAUGCUGAUACGUGCGGUGGUAGCAUCAAUGUUCCCUUGACAUUCGACCGGAUUUCAUUGUUCGAAUCGUCGCAAUUCCUGGAAGGACGCGACUAUCCUCUACUGUGCACCUGGCAUGUUAAGGCGAGCAAAAACUGUGGUCUCGCUCGAAUCACCAUGAGAAUUGACGGACGCAGUCGACUGCCCGAUGUGAGAGGAUGUGCCGACGGAUAUUACGCGGUUUAUCCGUUCAUGAAGCAAGUCAAAAUCUGCGGUCGCAUUGGAGAUGUUCCGCCUCUCCAGUGGUACGUCGACACCCAACAGCAAGAAAAUGUUACCAUCAUCAUGGAGAACAUCGGACUUGAUGACGGUCACCCGGAGGGCUUGUCAUUCACCCUUCAAGGCGAGUGCAUCGACGACGAAGCCGAUGAAGAGAUAACGAAUGUCGACAAGGAAAACGAACGUUUGAAACGACGAUGGAUGAAGCGACUGGUGGAGGAUUUUGAAAGAGGAGAAGGCCCCAGAGUGGUCAAAUUAGCACAUCCUAAACGUCGGACAACUACUUUGCCCUCUACCGAACCUGUUUCAAGUACCGAGGCAACAAUUACUGAUCACCCAGUUACCACAACUACCGAUCAUCCGACUACAACCACCGAUCGUCCACUAAAAACAACUAGACAGACAAUCUCCUACGAUGAUUCGGGCAUUCCAUGGCUCAUUUUGAAAUCUCCCGACCCCAGUCCGUCUUCAUCGGAAAUCUCUUUACUUUACCCCAGAAUUUUUCAUGAAUCAACAACAGCCAGUCAAUCGGUUUUAUCCACUACAACACGUCCAGCUUUAUCCACUACAACACGUCCAGCUAUUACUUUCAAAAAUUACAAACAGCGUCCUCGGGUCAUUCCGAAAUUUUCCCAAACCGACACGACCUCAUCGUCUUCCUAUGUAGUUAACCCUGAACAAAGUAAACCCCAUCAAAUUCGGCCGUUAGAUUCUUCUGCAGUGGGCCACAGCAACUAUUCCGACAUCCCAUGGCUCAUCCUGAAAUCACCCAAUGUCAUCGUUUCAAUGUCCACAUCACGUCCGUAUUCUCCAAACUAUCGGUCCACAGUGACUCAUCCCACGACACGUGAAACAACCCCACCAACAACCACCCAACUCCCAUCGUCCACUGCACCUACUACUGUCCAGACAUUGCCAACCACCCAACCAACCACCCAACCAACAACCCAACCAACAACCCAACCAACAACCCAACCAACAACCCAACCAACAACGACGACCGAAUCUCCAACAACCAUCGAGACUAAACCUCCGACAACCCACUCCAGCAGGCCGCAGUCAAUCACGCCGAGCCACGACUCAUCGUUCUAUCCUGCACCAAACACCCAACCACCGAUGCAUCCGCACACGCCGGCGCCGACCGAGCCCAGCACUACAAUUCCAGAUGACGCAUCGAUUUCGUACAUAAGUUUAAACGGUCAGAAAUUUAUAUUCAACCAAUUGCAACGUACAUUUCAACGUACUUACUAUAAAUUAAAGAAAUUCAUGUCAUCUUAAAUAUGAUUAUAAUGUGCUGUUUCAAACGAGAUGUCAAAGUAUCGGUUCAGCUGGCCUGAUGGAUACCUUUCACUUUGUGUCUUUUAUUUUUAAUUGGAUACCAUUUACUCUGUUCAUUUCUGACGGACAUUUGGCCCAUUCACUGAUGCACUAGUCCUCAGUAAUAUAUUCAGAGAUCAAUGAAA